Molecule: messenger RNA, 1683 nt
Organism: Mya arenaria
Lineage: Eukaryota; Metazoa; Mollusca; Bivalvia; Myida; Myidae
Product: adhesive plaque matrix protein-like
Exons: 5
Coding region: 1-1683 (560 amino acids)
Source: RefSeq, a predicted model, not a curated record
AUGGCCACUAACCUCACACCGCCAGAACUCAAGCCCACUAACCUCACACAGUCAGAACUCAAGCCCACUAACCUCACACCGCCAGAACUCGAGCCCACUAACCUCACACCACCAGAACUCAAGCCCAAUAACCUCACACCGCCAGAACUCAAUGCCACUAACAUCAUACAACCAGAACUAAAGGCCACCUACCUCACACCGCCAGAACUCAAGGCCACUAACCUCACACCGCCAGAACUCAAGCCCACUAACCUCACACAACCAGAGCUCAUGCCCACUAACCUCACACCACUAGAAUUCAAGCCCACUAACCUCAAACCUCCAGAACAAAAUCCCACUAACCUCACACCGCCAGAACUCAAGCCCACUAACCUCACACUGCCAGAACUCAAGGCCACUAACCUCACACCGCAAGAACUCAAGCCCACUAACCUCACACCGCCAGAACUCAAGCCCAUUAACCUCACACCGACAGAACUCAAGCCCACUAACCUCGAAACGCCAGAAAUCAAGGCCACUAACCUCAAACUGCCAGUAAUCAAGGCCACUUACCUCACACCGCCAGAACUCAAGCCCAAUAACCUCACACCGCCAGCACUGAAGGCCACUUACCUCACACCGCCAGAACUCAAGGCCACUUACCUCACACCGCCCGUACUCAAGGCCACUAACCUCACACCACCAGAACUCAAGCCCACAAACCUCACACCGCCAGAACUCAAGGCCACUAACCUCACACCGCCAGAACUCAAGCGACUUACCUCACACCGCCAGAACUCAAGGCCAUUAGCUUCACACCACCAGAACUCAAGCCCACAAACCUCACACCGCCAGAACUCAAGCCCACUAAGCUCACACCACCAGAACUCAAGGACUAAUCUCACAUCAAACGAACAACUCAAGCCCACUAACCUCACACCACCAGAACUCAAGCCCAAUAACCUCACACCGCCAGAACUCAAUGCCACUAACCUCACACAACCAGAACUCAAGGCCACUAACCUCACACCGCCAGAACUCAAGCCCACUAACCUCACACAACCAGAACUCAAGCCCACUAACCUCACACCACCAGAAUUCAAGCCCACUAACCUCAAACCUCCAGAACAAAAUCCCACUAACCUCACACCGCCAGAACUCAAGCCCACUAACCUCACACUGCCAGAACUCAAGGCCACUAACCUCACACCGCAAGAAUCAAGCCCACUAACCUCACACCGCCAGAACUCAAGCCCAUUAACCUCACACCGACAGAACUCAAGCCCAUUAACCUCACACCGACAGAACUCAAGCCCACUAACCUCACAACGCCAGAAAUCAAGGCCACUAACCUCACACCGCCAGAACUCAAGGCCACUAACCUCACACCGCCAGAACUCAAGCCCACUAACCUCACACCGCCAGAACUCAAGGCCACUAACCUCACGCCAACUCAAGCCCACUAACCUGACACUGCCAGAACUCAAGGCCACUAACCUCACACCGCAAGAACUCAAGCCCACUAACCUGACACCGCCAGAACUCAAGCCCAUUAACCUCACACCGCCAGAACUCAAGGUCACUAACUUCACAACGCCAGAACUCAAGGCCACUAACCUCAUACCACCAGAACUCAACCCCACUAACCUCACACCGCCAGAAAUCAAGGCCACUAACCUCACACAACCAGAACUCAAGGCCUAA